AUGUUAUCGCAUUGGUACACAAUAUUGGUUCUAUUACCAGUUUGUUUAAAGUCCCAGAAACUGCCCACUAGAGAUGAAGAAUUGUUCCAAAUGCAGAUUAAAGAGAAAUCAGUUUUCCACGAUUCAUCCAUAGUACCUGAUGGAGCAGAGAUUGGUGGCUACCUGUUCAGAGACAAUCCUAAAAGGUACUUCUUUGUAGUAGAAGAAGAUAAUACACCUCUGUCUGUUAUUGUUACACCCUGUGAUGCCCCUCUGGAAUGGAAACUGACUUUACAGGAACUUCCUGAGGAAGCCAGUGGGGAAGGAUCAGGUGAGCCUGAACCUUUGGAGCAGCAAAAACAACAGAUUAUGAAUGAAGAGGGCACCGAGCUGUUUUCAUAUAAAGGGAAUGAUGUGGAGUACUUUGUGUCUACAAGCUCUCCUUCUGGUUUGUACCAGCUGGAAUUAAUUUCAACAGAAAAGGACACCCAUUUUAAAGUUUAUGCUACUACAACUCCUGAGUCUGACCAGCCUUACCCAGAGUUACCAUAUGAUCCAAGAGUUGAUGUGACAUCUCUAGGACGCACAACAGUUACAUUAGCAUGGAAACCAACUCCUACAUCCUCUGUUUUAAAACAACCAAUCCAAUAUUGUGUUGUUAUCAACAAGGAACACAAUUUUAAAAGCAUGUGUGCAGUCGAAGCCAAGAUCAAUGCAGAUGAUGCUUUUAUGGUAGCUCCUAAGCCUGGUUUAGACUUCAGCCCCUUUGACUUUGCCCACUUUGGAUUUUCAUCAGAAAAUGAUGCUGGUAAAGAUCGCAAUUUCAUGUCAAAAACCUUAUCCUCUAAAAUAGUACGUCAAAUAACUGCCAAACCAAAGCCUGACCUUCAAAAGGUAUGCAUUGGGAACAAAAACAUAUUUACAGUUUCUGAUCUGAAGCCUGACACCCAGUACUACUUUGAUGUGUUUGCAAUAAACUCAGCCACAAAUAUGAGCACUGCUUAUGUCGGAACAUUUGCUCGAACCAAAGAAGAAGCAAAGCAGAAAACAGUAGAGUUGAAGGAUGGAAAAGUUACUGAUGUGUUCAUAAAGAGGAAGGGCACUAAGUUUUUAAGAUUUGCUCCAGUCUCUUCCCAUCAAAAAGUCACUUUUUCAGUUCACUCUUGCCUGGACACUAUUCAAAUCCAAGUCAGAAGAGAUGGCAAACUUCUUCUGUCACAAAGUGUAGAAGGUGUGCGCCAGUUUCAACUGAGAGGAAAACCAAAGGCUAAAUACCUGAUCAGGCUAAAGGGAAGCAAAAAGGGUGCCUCUAUGCUCAAAAUCCUGGCAACAUCGAAAUUUAACAAGCAGCCUUUCCCUUCACUGCCAGAAGACACAAGAAUCAAAGCCUUUGACAAACUGCGCACAUGCACUUCUGUUACAAUAGCAUGGCUGGGAACGCAGGAGAGAAAUAAAUAUUGCGUUUACAAAAAAGAAGUGGAUGAUGACUACAACGAAGACCAGAAGAAACGAGAACAAAACCAAUGUUUGGGGCCUGACAUCAGAAAGAAAUCAGAGAAAGUUCUCUGCAAAUAUUUCCACAGUCAAAACCUGCAUAAAGCAGUCACCACAGAGACAAUCAAAGGACUUGAAGCUGGGAAGUCUUACGUCCUGGAUGUCUAUGUCAUGGGUCACGGAGGCCAUUCAGUCAAAUAUCAAAGCAAACUCGUAAAAACAAGAAAGUUCUGUUAG
Staurois parvus is the source of this 1710-nucleotide messenger RNA. The record is from the annotation of a GenBank genome assembly. NCBI's taxonomy places the organism in Eukaryota, Metazoa, Chordata, Amphibia, Anura, Ranidae.